Messenger RNA from Salvelinus namaycush (lake trout), 674 nucleotides. RefSeq names its product transmembrane protein 170B (gene tmem170b). Gene Ontology annotation, cellular component: plasma membrane. Lineage: Eukaryota; Metazoa; Chordata; Actinopteri; Salmoniformes; Salmonidae. The transcript has 3 exons. Bases 1 to 393 code for a protein of 130 amino acids. Gene Ontology annotation, biological process: negative regulation of canonical Wnt signaling pathway. The record is from RefSeq and is a predicted model, not a curated record.
AUGAUCACGAAUAGGGAUUAUUCUAUCAAUCUAUCGGCGCAGCAAGUGCUGAGCCUCUGGGUGCAAGGCACGACGCUGCAACAUUUCACAGAGAUGUGGUACUGGGUGUUCCUGUGGUGUCUUUUCUCCUCGCUCUUCGUCCACGGGGCAAUGGGCCUGCUCAUGUUAGUCAUGCUGCAGCGCCACAAGAGGGGUCGCCUCAUCACCCUGGUCCUGGUCAGCGUGGGCUUCCUGGCCUCCUUGGCCGGUGGGGUCAUCACCAGUGCGGCCGUGGCAGGGGUGUAUCGUGUGGCAGGGAAGGACAUGGCCCCCCUCCAGGCCCUGGUGUUUGGAGUGGGCCAGACCACACUGUCUGUAGUCAUCUCCUUCUCACGUAUACUGGCCACUCUCUGAAGAGAUGACUCUGCUACACGGACAGACUCACUGAUGAACAGACACACAAGAGAGGAAGAGAGGAGAGAGGAAAGCGGAAGGAAGGGACAUGUCCGAUAGACCGGGGUUCACAUCCCACCAGUUACACAAGCAGUGACGGACAGCAACAGAGCCAAUGGGUGGCAGUUAACUGCAUGUAGUAUUUGAAGGAAAACAAACAUAGUCAAAUAGAAGAGAAGAGAAGAAGAUGGUGUCCUAGUCCUAGACGUCUAGACAUUUGGGGAUGGAUGAAUGUGGAAGAG